AUGUCAACAUAUAAAACUAUUAGUGAUUUAAAACUAGAGGAUUUUAUCAAUAAUGAAACUUUUUCAAGUAAAUCAAAAAUAGAAUCACAAGACGCAACCAAUCUUCUUUUCCAUCUUCAUAAUAUUAUUCAUAGUUUUUAUUUAAAAAAUAUUAAUAAUUUAAAUAAUAAAAAGAAUCUUAAUAAUAUAAACUCUAAAGAUAUCUAUAAUCAAUCAGAUUCAAUAACAAUCAAUUAUCAAACUUUACAAUAUAUUGUAAAUAGAUUAUGUAAUAAAAAAGAUAGAGAUGAAACAAAAGGAAUAAAUAAAAUAUUGGGAAAGGGAGAAAUAUCUGUAUUGGAAGUAUAUAAAAAAAUAUCUCUAGAAAAUACAAAGAAACAACUUAAGGUGUUUAUUAAGGAAUACAGGGAGAGUAAAGUUUUCCAAUUAUUACCAGUCGAUCAAAACAGCAAUUAUGAUACUACUCAAGUUGCAAAACAACUCACAACCAAUAUAGUAAAUCACCUCUCAGUUCAACUUUCAAAUCAUAUUAGAGAUAUAAUGAAAUUAUACAAUGCAGCAAUUAAAGAGCUCCUUCCAGAUCCAGAGAUAGAUCGUACAGAGACCCUUCGAUUUCUUAUUAAAUACAACAUUGCAUCAAUCUUACCAAAUAAAGAAAUUAAUAAAUUGUUGGCAGACAAUAAGUUAGAAAAUACAGAUCCAACUGAGAAUAUUAUAAGAAUUAUAAAUAACAAUUUAGAUUAUUCAACUCUCAACCUCAGCAAACUAUACUCAUUUUUUAAUGGAUAUGAUUUUGAAAAGCUUCAACAAAUGGAGAAAGGUGUAUUCACCAACAGCUGGAAAUUUUUUUCAAUUGGAUUGGGCAGUGUUUUUUUUAAAUUUCAAAAAAACAUUGAGGAAAUAGGGCAUCAAGUGGAAUUUGCACAGCUUGUUAAUUCUCUGAACCAACAUAUCGAACAUUCUAAUUUAUUACAAGUUGUAAAAGAUGGUAAACAACUCUUGGAUGUAUUAGGCAAACAAGAAGAGCCAUUGUUGGUAAACACGUCUGCUCCUAGAGAUAUCAAAUUUACCAACUCGGAAAGCCAUUUGGUUAUUUGGGUUCGAUCAAUCUUUAAGAAUAUCUCAAAAUAUGGAGAUCAGAAUUUGGAUAAAAUUCAAAAGAGAUUAUCGUUCUUUAUACCAGCAGCACCAACCUCAUCAACAACCACAACUGCAACUACUCCAACAACAACAACAACAAAAGUGAGUUUUUUCAAUUGUAAUUCCAAGCAUCACGAGGCACUUGGAUUAGCGAAGCCAACACCGGUAGUAGACAGAUAUCGAGAUUCAAAUAUUUGCAGUACAUGUCAGUAUCACACCAAUAGCAGAAGAAAAGAAAAUCGAAAAGACAUUUUAGCAACAGAUAUAAUUAAAUCUUUAGGCGAUUUAAAACAAGAAGAUAAUAGUAAAGUAAAUCAACUUUUAGUUAUAGUAAAGGAUAUAAUAGUAGAAGUUUUUAAAUCAGAGAUAAAUGACAAUUAUAAUAUAGAUACUUUAAUAGAGAUAUUAAAGAUAGAAAAGGAGAAAAGAAUGAGAAGAAGAAAGAGAAGAAGAAGCAAAAGCAAACAAAGUUUAAAAAAUCUACAACCAACAACAACAACAACAACAACAACAACAACAACAACAACAACAACAACAACCAACAGUAAUCAACAACCUUCUCUACGAUCUAUAUUUGAUGAUAAUGAUGAUUUCGAAUUUAAAAGUGAUGAUCCAAUAGCAGCAACAACAACAACAGAUUCAACUAAUGAUAGUAAUAAUAAUAAUAAUAAUAAUAAUAAUUUAGAAGGAUCAGACCAAUCCUAUCACCCAGAAGAAACCACUGCCAAUGGUUUUUUUGAUAUCUUGAAUUAUUUCUCCCGAAUGCCACUUCCAUCAGGUAGCUCCAAAGAUACUAGUGCUAGCCGUGCAGAUCAAUUGCAAGAUCUGCAGAUGACUGAAAAACCAAUCUCUCCGUAUUCUCUCAGUGAAGGACCACCGGAUCCAGAUGUAAUAUUCGUAUCAGACCACCUUGAUUCAAUGGUUCACCAAAAGAGAAGGUUGAAUGAGAAUACCAUAUACUACGAUAUUAAAAGUUGCUCUUGGCUUUUUGUAGAUCCAUCCAACUCAAAGGAUUUGUCUGAUGAGCAGCUCCUAUCAAUCAAGGUGAACCGUAUAAAGCAAAUCCUACAACUUGGUAAAGGUACCUUCUUUCUUUGUGGUAUAGCAUUAUGGAAACUUCUCCGAGUUCUUAUCACGAAUGAAGAGGUCAAUAUCACUAAUAGAGAUCAUUGGUAUACAUCAAUGAAAUUGACUUGUAGCUUUGCCGGUCGCUCCAUCACAUUAUUUCUGUUAUCAGAUCCUUGUCAUUCAUCAACAAUAACAAAACAAGGAUUCCAACAUUAUUCAAACUGGAAAAAGGAUACAGCUAUAAAUAUCAUCGACUCGGAGGUAAAACCAACUACAACCACCACCAUCUCCAAAUCUCCUCAUAUCAACAAAAGCAAUAGAAAUAGGAGAUUGAUAUUUAUCAAUAACAAGGUUGUAGAGAGUGAUGAUAAUAAUAAUAAUAAUAAUAAUAAUAAUAAUAUUUCAACUCAAUAUUGUAGUGGUGAUGAUAAGAUGAUUCAUGAAGAUAAAGAAACAUUAGGUACCGAUCAAUGUAUGGAGGAUGAUGUCUCUAACGAUACUUCAAAUGAAUCUAUUAUUUCAGCUAAUGACCCACCAACACCAACCACUACUACCACUACCACUACUACCACUACCACUACUACCACUUCCACUACUACUAAUAAUAAUAAUAAUAAUAAUAAUAAUAAUAAUAAUAAUAAUAAUAAUAAUAAUAAUAAUAAUAAUAAUAAUGACUAUUACAAAUUCUUUAAUAUUCGUAAUAGAUCAAUGUCAUUCACUCUAUUUCCUAGUGUAGAUUUAUUUAAUCCAUUCAGUUUGAUGUAUUCUGCCAAAGACAUUAGAAGAAUCAUCAAAGCCGAGGAUGGUAUGACUGAUAUCCAAGUUAUAAGAUCUAUUUUAAAAGUAGAUUUCCUCAGGAGAAUAUUUGAAGCCAAUCCGAUCGAUGUACAUAUCAGAACAAACGGUUAUUCAGGUGGUGUUGUGUUUAAAAGCAAAUCAAAAAAAGUUCAAAAACAAUACGAAUUGAUUGGUUUAAAAGACAUAAAAGAUAAAGAUGUACUUACUGAAGAACAAUUUGAACAACUUGGUGUAGUAGUUUGUGAUCCAGCACCAAACCACAAUGUUUGGUUAAAUAACAAACAUCCGUUUGCAAACGGGUCCAGUACAAACGAUAUUACAGAUCUUGCAAUAUAUGAAAAACGUUUGGAAUUUAUAUUCAAAUCGGUUUUUUUACCACCAGAACAAAGAAGUUCAGAUAUCAAACCAUAUGGUAUUCUAAGGGCAGUCGGAGAAGAGAAAAAGAAAGAGCAACGAGUCUGCCUCUCAAACAACACCACCAUUCCAUAUCACUCAAACCAGCAUAAAUCCGUCUUCCAUCAGUAUCGACAAUGUCAUGGUGAUGCGUGGCAAAAGGUUGAUUUGGAUCGAUCGCGAUCAAAGAAGCACAGUGAAUCAUUAAAUUCGAAAAAAUUGUUCAACUUUGCAUUGCAAUCGAUUCCUAUCAAGCAGUUAACUCAUGAUCCAAUGCAGAUCGAUUCCACCGAUCCCAAUGAUCCAAAGCAGAUCGACUCCACCGAUUCCAAUACUCCAAAGCGCGUGCCAAAGUUGGUAUUCAAGGGUAACAAUGUACCCAUCCAAUCCGACAGGGAAUCAUCUCAAGAGAAAAGUGGUGCCAAUAAGAUGAAGCUACGACGCGUUGGAUCUCCCAUCAAAGUGAGAAAAAAAGAAGCAUUGCUAAAGUUCCUCAAGGAUCACAAACUCGAGUUCCUCGAACCAAUCGACGAGUCCAAUGUACGAUUAAAUGAUAUACAGACUGCAAUUCACUAUUAUGGAGUGGAGCUCAUCCAACAAGCAAUGGAUAUAUGGAAAUUCUUUAAGUUUACCGAACCAUUACCAGGUAAUCAAGGUGUGGAAAAAGAAGUACAUUUCAAAGAUGGCAUAAAUAGAGUCGAACAAAUUACAACAACUUUCAGGAACCAAGCGUUUCAAAAGUUUUGGUUCAGACGUAUUCAUUUCGAACGGUGCAAAUGGCUAAAGGAUCAUGGAAUUAAGAUCAUGCCAGAUAGUGUCGGAGGUCACUGGAUUAGACCAAAUCAAUCAAAAGUGGACGCCAAUGAAGACAGUAUUUACCAACUAUUACCAGUCUUUAACGGCUUGACAAUUUUGGUCAUGGUAUCUAACGGUACAGAUGAAGGAAAAAAGGUAGAAAGAACAUUAAUCGGUCGAAUUAAAUUGAAUGGUGGAAAGUACACUAGGGAUGUAAAUGGCACAUUCAACUUUAUGGUUACUGACAAGGAAGAUUGGGACAGCACACCAAACAAAAAGGCGAGAGAGAUCUGUAAGGUGAAGAAUAUUCCAGUAGUUUCCAAUGCCACUUAUAUUACAGAGUGCCUGAGACAACAUGUGUAUCUACCUCUACUAUCGUAUGAUCUGUCGUCAGCUGCCAACACUACCAGUAGUGCUGCGAAGGUUUCACCAAGCAAGAAGAGUGGUUCCAAGACAGCUACCAACACUACCAGUAGUGCUGCGAAGGUGACACCAAGCAAGAAGAGUGGUUCCAAGACAGCUACCAACACUACCAGCGGUUCAACUGUUGCACCAAGCAAGAAGAGUGGUUCCAAGACAGCUACCAACACUACCAGUAGUGAUGCGAAGGUGACACCAACCAACAAGCGUAUCGACUCACCCGCUCCCUCCAUACCGGAUCUUCAAACAAAAAAGAAGUCCAAGAAGACCGACAAUACCGACAAGAAGUCUAUCGAUAGCGAUGAAGACAAAGACAAUCAUCCGAAAUCCCGAAAGAAAUCAAAUCGAAAAGCUGCCAAAGAAUCAGUUGAUAAAACUAGAGUCGUUAUUGGUGCUGGUUGUGGUAAUUUAAAUCAUAUUCAACGAAUGAAAGGUGUGAAAUAUAGUCCUGCCACGGAAAGAAUCACCGAAUCUCUCCAAAGAUACAGUUUCAGUGUUUCGAAAACAAACAUGAAAAUAUCAAUUUCCAACGAGUUCAAUACAUCACAAGUGUUUGGUCCAAACAUCGAUAAACUAGAAAAUGACUUUGUUUCAGCAAUCAACAAACCAGUUUCAAACGAGUGGACGCAGGCAAAGAAAGAUGAAGAGCUCCAUUCGUUAUAUAACCUAGCCAAGGUCAAACCCCCAGGAGAGAGUAAAUCAUAUAAACCAAAAGAUACCAAGAGGGUAUAUAACAAGUCAUUCUCUGUUCGGUUGUACACUGGAAAGGAUGACCAAGGCCAGCCUAAAGAUAUUUUUAUCAAUAGAGAUAUUCUUGCAUGUACAAACAUGAUGGCAAUUGCUAAGGCCUAUUUUUGUGGAAAGCAACGUCCACAACUUUUAGCACCAUUCACCAGUCAACCUAUUAUUAAUACCCCGGAUAGAAUAUUUAGUAGUAGUAGGAGUAUACCUGCUACAACAGCUAAUUUAGGAUGUGGUUUCGAUACUUUAUCGAUUGGUGUCCAACUUUAUAUGUUGACAAAAGUAUCGGUUGAAACUUUUUCUGACAACCAUUUGGAGAACGAUUCCAACAAUGUAGAUCGUUUGGCUUUUAGAUAUAGAAUGAAGAUUCAUAAUGAUAAACCUUAUAAUUUGAAUUUCGAUGUAUCCGAUUGUCCGAGUAAGAAUCUUGUGGUGGAGGUCAUCGAUAACCUCUUGGAGACAGAGUGUGAAGGUGGUGCCGAUUCCAUCAUCAAGAGAGGCGAGCAACGAUUGGUAUUGGAGGUGUGGAAUAACAUUCCUAUUGGUCGUGGCAUGGGAAGUUCUGCCGCUGCCAUUGUCACUGGCUUAUUGAUUGCCAAUGAAAUCGGAAAGUUGAAACUCAGUCACAAACAGAUAUUCGAUCGAUCGGUGGCGUUGGAACCAUCGGCCGACAAUUUAUCGGCAGCAGUCUUUGGAAACUAUAAUAUAGUGAUGUCACUACCUCAACAACAACAACAACAAAAUCAAGCUGCAGCUGUUACAUCAUCUGUUAUGUGUGAUACUAUAAAGAUAUCGAGUGACACCAGACUAAAGGCAACCGUUGUCAUUCCACACUUCCAGGUGUUGACCUCGGAAGCGAGAACGGUGUUGCCUCUAGACUACUCGAGGUCGGAUUUCGUCUUUAAUUUACAACGUGUGGCAAUGGUGAGCAAUCGUCUCGCAGAGGUACUUCAGAAUCGCAGUGGAGCACAGGAUAUCUUGGCUCAGCCAACCUCACAGCUUCUGGCGAUGUUUGACGACAGACUCCACCAGCCAUACCGCCAGAAACUCAUACCGGGUUUCAGUGAUAUCGCAGCGAUGAAACCGAUCGACGGAAUGUUUGGACUGUGCAUAAGUGGCUCGGGAUCAACAAUAAUCUGUCUAUCAUUCGACAAUCAUGAGAAAAUAGCUCAAUCAAUCACAUCAAUAUUUGAAAAUCACAACAUAAAGUGUAAUUCAUAUGUUAUCGACUUUGACACUGAGGGUGCAACAUUAGUAAAGUUUUAG
This is a messenger RNA of Heterostelium album PN500, 6621 nucleotides long. Its product is annotated as homoserine kinase. The transcript is spliced from 15 exons. Lineage: Eukaryota; Evosea; Eumycetozoa; Acytosteliales; Acytosteliaceae. The coding region runs from base 1 to 6621 and encodes 2206 amino acids. Gene Ontology annotation, biological process: L-threonine metabolic process. Gene Ontology annotation, molecular function: homoserine kinase activity; ATP binding. The record is from RefSeq and is a predicted model, not a curated record.